AGGUCAGGGAUGUCGUAUGUGUACAGAUUGUAAAGCCCUCUGAGGGGAGUUUGUGAUUUGUGAUAUUGGGCUAUAAAAUAAACUGAAUUGAAUUGAAUUAUGGACCAUCUGGGAUUAAUAUUAACUAUUAUGGACUAAUAUUAACUAUUAUGGACCAUUUUUAACUAUUAUGGACCAUCUGGGACUAAUAUUGACUAUUAUGGACUAAUAUUAACUAUUAUGGACCAUUAUUAACUAUUGUGGACUAUUUGGGGCUAAUAUUAACUAUUGUGGACUAAUAUUAAAUAUUAUGGACCAAUAUUAACCAUUAUGGACUGUUAGGGACCCGCUGGUCCUGAAAGGAGCUUCAACCCUCGUUAUCGUGUUUCUGGUUUAAGACGUCGUGCUGUUUUUUUUAUUCUUGUGGCUUUUGUCAUUCACAGAGCUGUUUGUUUCCACACACAUGGACAUGUUUUCUUGUGAGGAACAUGGUGAACGACUCUUAAUAAAUAAAUAAAUAUAUAUAUAUAUAUAUAUAUAUAUAUAUAUAUAUUUAAAUAUGUGUGCUGCUGUGUACAAACCUGCUCAGUGUUGGUCACUUUUUCACCUUUUAUUGUGACAAAACCACUCAAACCACUUUGCAAUACAAUGUGAAAAGGCAGUGUGUGUGCACGGUUCAUCAUUUAUAACACACACACACACACACACACACACACACACACACGUGGUCCUGUGACUUGAAUUAGCUGCAUUCUGACGUUAUAAAUAGAGUCGAUCGUCAGCUGACUUGAGAUAAAACUCAGGAGUUCAACAUCAACACAGAGAGCAGAAACCUUACAGAAGAAAGUGCACUUUGAAUAAUAAUAAUAAUAAUAAUAAUAAUAAUAAUGUAAUGGAGACAAUCAUAACAAUGAUGAACUCUUGAUCGACAAUCAGGAAAUGUAUAACUUUAAUAAACAAGAGGACAGAUAGUAGAAGAGAGUAGAAGGAAUAGAAUGUACUUUAGGGAUAAAUCAUGGAAUAAAACAAUGGAGGAAAUAGGGGAAGGAAGGAAGGAAGGAAGGAAGUACAGAUGAGGAGAAGUAAAAGGAAAGGAGGGACAAAAGGAUAACAACAAAAGUAGUAAAAGGGAACAUAAAUAAUGGAACACAGUAAUGUAUGAAAUGGGGGGAAAGGAAAACCAAUUGGAUUGAAACGAGGAUAAGGAAGUUAGGAAGUAAGGAAGGACGGAUGGCCAGAUGGAGAGAAGAAAAAGGAAAUAAGGAAGGACACAUUAAAUGGAGGAAGAAGGAAGGAUAUAAAAGUAAGAAAGUGAAGGGAAAAGGAAGUAGGACACAUUGGAAGACUGAUAAAAGAAAAAGGACAUAAGGAAGGAAGGAGACAUUGAAUGGAGGAAGAAGGAAGGAAAUACAGAAGUAGGACACAUUGGAGGACGGAUAAAAGGAAAUAAGGAAGGACUGAAGAAUAACAACAUAAGACAAAGUAAAACAGAUUUAAAUGAAGUAGUAUCAGAAGUACUCUGAGCAGUACUCUCAUACAUGUACUGUGACUGGUGUCGGGUGUCGGGGCUCUGCAGGCCUGUUGGGGGGGUCUGGGGGGGCGGACUCUCUCUAACUUUAGUGUCAGUCUGGACGCCGUCGGCUUCACACAAGCUGCUUUAGACCCCCGAGGUAAGAACACACACACACGCACGCACACACACACACACACACACACACACACACACACAGAGACACGCACACUCUCAGAAUGCUGGUGUUUCGUUUAAAGUCGUCCUCCCUCGGUUCUGUGUCUUCUGGUUCUCCUUGUUUUAAAGUUUAUAAAGUGUUUUCCUCCCGGAGGCCUCGAGGCUCUCGGGCAGCUGUCGCUCAGAUAAAAAUAGAUCUUCCCACACACGUUAGAGGCUGCUUUAAAAACAAGUACACGCACACACAGGAAUCAUAUCUAAGAUGAAUUAAACAUAUUAUAGAGAACACAAACAAGAAUAAAAAGACCAAACUUGUGUUUGUGUGAAAUUGUUUCAUAUUAACUCCGAAACAAAAUGUCACCGUGAGGGAAACGGAUAUGAAAUGUUCUUUUAAACACCUUUGAAUCAUUUUUAUAAACAUGAAUUUAUAUGAAUCCGAAAGUAAGAUAUUUAGGAGGAAGAAGAUCUGAAGAUUGAUCCAAUAAUGUCAUUUUAUUGGCUUUUAAUGGAGCUCCAAGAUGUUUACUCCCAACAUAUACAGAGUGUAUAAUGUUAUGUUAUGUUAUAAUAUAAUAGUAUUCAUUUAACCUCGAAACAAGCUUCUACUGGAUAUUAAGUUUAGUUUGUAAUACCAUUUUAAUAGAAUUCAGACGAACGUCUGCAUGCAAAGAAAAGUAUGAUGGUUUAAUUAUUUAAAAAAAAGUUUCUACAGUGUGCUUUUAGUACCUUUACUAGUAAAUAUAUACAAAUGUAUUUUUACCUGAUUUAUUUCGAAAUAAUUCUUUCUUUACAUAACAUUUUGGUUGAAAUGAACUCAUUCGCUUCCCGUGGCUGAGAGUUUGCCAGUUAGCUUAGCUUAGCAUAAAGACUGGAAACAGGGGGGAACUGCUAGCCUGGCUCAACGUGUUAAACCUCAGUUAUAUAAUCUUUUUAAAAAAGGAGAACUGUUCGUCAUCCACAAUCAUUUGAUUCAUAAAGAUGUUAUUUUCUUUUUCUACAUCUGACAUCCUCCCUCACUUCUCUGAGUAUGAUUCACGUCUAUUGUUUGCACAUUAGGUCACUCAUUCUCUGGUUUAUCUUUCACUCUAUGUCGGACAUCUUUAAAUAUGAUUCAAAUGUUUUGACAGCUUCACCGUGGUACGAAUAUAUAUAUAAACGUCCUCUUAUUGAUGCAUAAAAACAAACAAACAACAUGACACGUGUUUUAAUUUUUGUUAUCAAUAGCAGGAGGAAUCCUGGCUGCGAUGGCCUCGACCAAUGAGAGCGGAGAUAACCAGGACCAGACGGUUCCUGGCGAGGAGCAGCAGGAGCAGGAGGAGGACCAGAGGAGGGUCCGAGGAAUCCAGUCUCAUUACCUCCGCUGCCCGUCGCCCAGUUUCUCGAUGGCUUCAGAGUCCAGGUUCUCCGCGAUCUCCGGCUCGGACGCCGCCAGCAUCUUCAUGGAGCCCAUCCACCUCUCGUCCGCCGUCGCCGCCAAGAAGAUCAUCAGCGAGGAGAUGCCGCCGCGCAGCGCGCAGGCCGAGUCCGUCCCCGAGUCCAUGCUGGAGACGGCCGAGCAGCUGAUGGUGGAGGACCUCUAUAACCGCGUCAAGGACAUGAUAGACGACCGCAGCCCCUACAACACCCCCUGUGUGCUGGACAUCCAGAGGGCCAUGGUGCAGGACCGCCUGGAGGCCCCCCUCAACCCCGUGGACGAGGUCUGGCCCGGCAUCUUCAUCGCCGAGAAAUCGGUGGCGGUGAACAAGGCUCGCUUGAAGCGGAUGGGCAUCACCCACGUCCUCAACGCGGCCCACGGCACGGGGGUGUACACGGGCGAGUCCUUCUACGCCGGCAUGAAGCUCCAGUACGUGGGCAUCGAAGUGGACGACUUCCCCGACGCCGACAUCUCGCCGCACUUCCGGCCCACCGCCGAGUUCUUGGACGACGCUCUGCUGACACACAAGGGAAAGGUCCUGGUGGUGUCCGUGAUGGGCGUCAGCCGCUCCGCCGUCCUGGUGGCAUCCUACCUGAUGAUCUUCCAGCACAUGACCGUCAUGGAGGCGCUGACCUCCAUGAGGAAGAAGCGCGCCAUCAACCCCAACGAGGGCUUCCUGAAGCAGCUGCGGGCGCUCAACGAGAACCUGAUGGAGGAGCGCGACGACGACGACGAGACGCUCAGCCAGUGCUCCGUCGUCGACGCACGCGCCCGCGCUCGCAUCUUUGGCGAGGAACAGGAGGACGAGGGUACGGACGAAGAGGAAAAGCAGAGUAUGAUCGGGGUGAAGGCACACUCCAUCCUGAUGGAAGAGGAGGAGGACGGACAGAGUGUGAUGAGCAGCGUUGCCUCCUCUGCAGCCGCCGCCGCGUUCAGGAGCGGACCGACCGCGCCGCCAGACGACCAGGGGCCGAUUCAACGAGAGGUCAUCCUGCCGGAGACGGAGGGCGGAGAAGGCGGCGACGAGGAGGAGGACGGCCUGGACAGCAUGAUCCGUGAGUGGCAGAGGAGGAACGAGAAGUACCAGAACGACGACUGGUGGGAGGCGCAGCUGAACAGCGACGGCGAGGACGCGGAAUCCGUCGGCGAGGGACGACCGAAGGAGACGUCUCCGGAUUCGGAGAGCGUCACCAGCGAGGACGUACGCGCCGUGAAAGAGCGGCUGAGGCGCCGCGGCAGACGUCCGGACUCGGACGCCAUGUCCACCUCCAGCUCCAUGAGUUACUCCGACCUGUGGAAACGGCGGCUGAAGGAAAUAGAGGAACAAGCCGCCGCUCGCUACCGCAAGAAGGAAGACGAGGACGGCAGCGAGAGCGCCGACACGGAAGGAGGGAGGAAGAAGAUUGACGCUGAGGUGGAGAGCCUCCUCUCGGACACCGGCUCCAUGUACAACUUUUGCCAGAACAACAAGGAGAAGAUGACGCCGUUGGAGCGCUGGCGCGUCAAGAGGAUCCAGUUCGGCUGGAACAAGAAGGACCGAGAGGACGGAGAGAAAGGUUCUGCCGCAGACGGAGAGCGAGGCGACGGUGGGGUAGAAGCCAAGAUGCCGUCCUACCAAGACGUCAACCUGACGGCGUACCAGACGUGGAAGCUGAGGCAGCAGAGGCGCCUCGGGGAGGAGAACAAGGAGGAGAUCGUGGAGAUGAGUCGCGGCGAGGACUCUGCGACGGUGAAGCGGCGGCAGAGACGCGAGGAGAUCCUGGAGCGCUCGAAGAAGACGCUGGAGGAGAGUCAGUCCAUGUGUGGCUGGGAGAGCGAGAGCUGCGUCAGCGGCGGCACGGUACCCCUCUCCGCCUUCUGGGCCGGAGCCGGGGUCACGGGCCCGCCGAGCGUCGCCAACGACGACACCGCGUCCAUGCUCAGCGGCAGGUCCUCCGUCUUAUCCUCGGUUUCGCAGUCUCGCGGUACGAGAUCCGCGAAUCCCUUCGCGCCGGUUCCUCCCAUCCUCCCGGUUCCGACGGUCCAGGGCCCCGGAGGAGAACCCAUGGUCGAUCUGGCCAGCAUCCAAAACUGGAUCGCCAACGUGGUCUCUGAAACGAUCAAGCAGAAGCAGACCGAGAUGAGCCUGCCUCCUCCGUCGCUCGCCGGAUCGGAGCUGCGCUUCGGCGGCGGGGCGAGCAGCCUGCUGUCGGGCCGCGGCGUGGACGACGACAGAGCCUCCCUGCUGAGCGGCGCUUCCUAUUCCAGCGCGCUGUCGCGGGGUCGAGGCGGGCCGGCGUCGGUCCUCUCCAGCGGCGGCGGCUCGAGCAGCGUUUCCGGUCUCACCGGAAGAAGCUCGGCUCUGGGAUCCAAGAGGAACAAGAUCACCACCACCAGCGUCCCUCUGUUCAGCCUCUUCCAGGACCAGGUCGACAUGGGCAAACUGGACGCCAUGGACAAGGAGAUGAAGUCCGAGAUGAGGGACAAAAUGGCCGCCUACGAGAAGAAGAAGAUCCUGGAGGACAACAAGCGCAGCACGAUGUACAAGAAGAAGAAGCCGAAGGAGGACGAAGACGAGGAGGAGGAGGAGGAGAGAAAGAAGAAAGAGGAGGAUUUUCUGGCGGAAGCAAAGAAGAAGGAGAAACCCGUGAGGACAUUCGGGCUCUCGGGGUGUCUGAACCUCAACCCGGCGCUGGAGAAAGACAAGAACACCAGCGUCGACGACUGGCUGACGAGCGUCCGGCCUCCUCCCAAGAAACCGGCCUCCGCGGCCGACGCCGGCCCGCCGGAGGAUCCCUACGACGACCUCGACGCCUCCGCGUCCGAAUUCGACUUCUCCAGCCGCAGGGCGUCCUACGCGCUCGAAGAGGACGAGGAAACUCUCGGCGUCUCCUCCGGAUACAGGUCGCGGCUACACGAGCGUCCGCCUAACGGGUUCGCGGCGCCCCUCGGCUACAGGCGGUCGCACGCCGCCUACGGAGAGAGCGACGAGGCCGCGGAGAGCUUCCACGACCUCGCCGCCAAGAGGAAGUUCGCCCAUCGUUCGCAGUACGAAGGCAGCGUGACGGAAGGGAGUAGGAGCAGGAGGGAGGGAGCAGGCAAGACGGAUGAGGAGGAGGAGCAGGAUGACAUCGCCACCUUCAUCGCCCAAACCAGGCAGCGGGCCAGAGCCAGGGCCGCGGCCGAGGCCGAAGACGACGAUGUCCUGGCGGCUUGGCGGGCGCAGCAGGAAGCCAAGUCGCAGAGCAGGAGGGACUCGUAGAAGACGUCAAAGACUUUAAAUCUGAGGAAUUACUUUCCCAAGAAAGUAAAUAAUAUCUAAAGAUCUAUUGGAAACGUGUUGUGAUUAUUGUUCAAUAAUAAUAUCUGUUUUUGUGGAUUUCUGUAUUUAGAUAAAAGAAAACCUGUGAAAAUUAAUAUCAGUCAGGGAAACUUUGUCCUUCUUGUCAUGCAUCAAAGCGUAUUUAGAGUCUAAAUAGUUCAUUUUAUUAAUUGGUUAUUAGUUAAUGUUAAUGUUAUUGUUAAUUAAGAUUUUUGUUGCACCACCGCUGAAUGUAAAACACAUUUAAUAGAUAUUUUCAUAAAAGAUUA
Molecule: messenger RNA, 6650 nt
Organism: Cyclopterus lumpus (lumpfish)
Lineage: Eukaryota; Metazoa; Chordata; Actinopteri; Perciformes; Cyclopteridae
Gene: styxl2
Product: dual specificity phosphatase 27
Exons: 5
Coding region: 2911-6321 (1136 amino acids)
Biological process (GO): negative regulation of MAPK cascade; protein dephosphorylation
Cellular component (GO): cytoplasm
Molecular function (GO): protein tyrosine/serine/threonine phosphatase activity; MAP kinase phosphatase activity
Source: RefSeq, a predicted model, not a curated record